AGAAAAGACUGUUAUCUGAUCUGUUGGUGUUGUUGGUCUUUACAGUCAGUCAGGCAUUAAGCGUGAAGAGGGCAGUCGAGGUGCAAACGAAGGUCUCUUGGGGAUUGCAAAGCGAAGCCAACUUCGUACACAUCAGCAAUCUGGCCAGUGCAUUGCUCUCCUCCAGGAUCACCUGAAACCACCUAUUGCCCCAGUGUUAAGGUGCAAAGAAAAUGCAUCUGGGUCAACAAAGCGCCCUGGUGGAUGGGCUGUCGCUAAAAGAGCUGGGGGACAGUGUGCUGGUGGAGAUAGAGCCCCGAAGGAAAGGACUGUCCUUCCUCAAACAUGUGGAGUACCGUAUUGUUAGCAAGUGUUUCCAGAUCCCGGUUCAACGCAGAUACAGUGAUUUUGAGAUGUUCCACGGUCUACUGCUGCAAAAGUUCAUCUACAGGAUGGUCCCGUCUCUGCCCCCAAAGCGUAUCCUUAAAGGAGUUUUGAACUCAGUAUCAGACCGAGAGUUUAACGAUAGUCGCCGCCGUGGUCUACAAAGAUUCAUGACCUUGGUGAUCAGACAUCCAGUCCUAGCAGGAGAUGAGUUGGUCAACAUCUUUCUGUCAGUAAGCAGCGCAGAUGUUCUAAACAAGAUGCGUGAUGCAUAUAAAAAGACAGGGGACGAGUUUCUGACCUCCCAAAUAGCGUUGCACGGCAAGGUGAACCUACCCGAGGGCAUGCAGAGCCAGGCUGCUGCUAAUCGAGAGGUCAUUGCAAGUCUCCACAGCAGUUUCAAUAAACUCAGAGAUGUGGCUGAGCGGAUGGCUCAGCGCUCAAGAGAAAACUCAACGGAUCUGCUUAUGUUUGGAAAAGACCUGAGUGAACUGGGCUCGGACACACCAGACCUGCCAGUGAACGCUACAAUGAGCAAAGCAUGGAAAACACAGAGGAAGUCACUCGUAGAGCUGUCAGGAGAAUUUGGUCUUCUCGCAGACAAAGCUGCACACCAGGGCAGCAGAGAAGAGGAUGAAGUGGUGGAGAAACUGAACCUUCUCCUCGAACAGCUGCAGUCGUAUAAAGACUUGUGUGAUCGGCAUGAAAGCGGUGUGUUAUUAGAGCAUCAGAGAGCGUUUGAAAAGCGCAGCGGGCCUGUGGCUACACACUUAAAAUACCAGAGCAACAUUGAGCAGUCUCGACUCACACAGCAGGAAAACACGAUUAUCACCAUGGAGAUGAGGAGUUAUUUCUCCCUUUUGUGUCUGCAUCAAGAAACCCAGAUGGUCUUCACCCAUUUGCCCCUUGUGACUUCAAUACUGGGGACAUUUGUCCACUCACAAUUACAAGGGCACAAAGAGAUGGGUGAUGUGUGGGGUGAACUUCAUCCGAAACUGAAGGAUCUGUUUGAGAGCGCUAAUGAACCCUCGUCUCGCUCCUCUUCUCAAACACACACCUCCAGAGGACAGAAGACCUGCGCUGUCAUUGGCCCUGCAUAACCAGUCCAGGACAGUAAAUAUGAGGGAAACUCCCAGCCUUUUCUCGAAACCCAAGAACUCAGUAUACUGCUUCAUGCAAUGUGUUUCCUUUCUCUUGACUGUACAUACUUUAACACUUCUCUUCAUUACUUUUCCAAAUAUGUAAAUACAGAAAACACAGUGGCCCUAAAACAUAUUUGAACACUUAAGGUCACAUAAAAAUGUCAUUAGAGACUAAAUAUCAAACUCUCUGCUAACCAAAUGUGCAAUCAAAACUAACUUCAUUUUUGUUAACCAU
Molecule: messenger RNA, 1740 nt
Organism: Rhinichthys klamathensis goyatoka
Lineage: Eukaryota; Metazoa; Chordata; Actinopteri; Cypriniformes; Leuciscidae
Gene: snx8b
Product: sorting nexin 8b
Exons: 12
Coding region: 213-1463 (416 amino acids)
Biological process (GO): retrograde transport, endosome to Golgi
Molecular function (GO): phosphatidylinositol binding
Source: RefSeq, a predicted model, not a curated record